GGGGACUCAUUUACAGGUAACACCAACACGGCAUCGAAGUAAACAUGCAGGCUGUGGGUUCAGCCGAGAACAAAAUUAACAGCAGUUCACGUUAAAAGUAUACUGUCUCGUCGAGGUAACGUUCUCGUUCCGCACCUGUCUUCUGAUCAAAGCUGUGAUUCCCAAACUCGGGGCUGUUAGUCAUCUUGUUGUCGGCAGACGUGACCAAAUUCAGGUAGUUUUACCUCGGCUGUAGUAGUAUGCUGUUUUCGUUUUGCAACCAUAUGCUGAAAAAUAUUUAGUCGAUCAUACAAAUCACCUAGGUUAGCGAUACUGUUAAAUACGCAUUUAAAUAUGUAUUUGUUAGCCUCACUGAACUAGAGACAAUAUAUAUUUUCAGCUCCUUAUUCGCUACUGUCGCGGACUGCCGUACGGUCACGUCAACUGAUGAUGGCAGUAGAAGCAAAAGAGUAAAAAUUUGUAGCGCAGAUCGGUGUCCGGGCGAAACACGAACUCAAAUCAGACAAUGUAGCAUAGGUGUAAUAUUAUUCAUUCUGUUUAGCUACGUCCUUGUAACUUCUCACUACCCGCGACCUAUUUUCAGGUCCUUUAAUGCAAAAUUAUCCGUGAAAAAAUGGGGGAUAAGCGACAACGAGCGAGAGUACAAGGCUCCUGGGCCAAAUCUGCGCAGCUGCCGAAAGGCGGUGCUCGAGGAAGGGGGGAAGAUUCAGUCGCGUGUCAGCCACGCGCUGGGUGCUGGGGCACCGGCCCGCAAACGUUUGAGUUCCAUCAGCCGGCUAAGCCCUUGAGAGAAAUCCCAGUGGAGAAGGUGAUAGAGCAUGCAGGUGAAUAUCAAAUAAGCCAGGGGCCCACUGGUGUUUCAAGGCUGAGACUGGUUCCUGGAUUCCUGUCCCAGGAGGAGGCCGACUGGAUGUUCAGCAAACUCCUCGCUGAACUACCUUGGUCACAGAAGACCAACUUCAAGCAGGGUCAGGCCUAUGAGGAACCGCGGCUGACGUGCUGGUUCGGCGAGCUGCCAUAUACCUACUCGAACUCCACGCUACAGCCCAACUCGCAGUGGCACCCGGUGUUGGUCCAACUUCGGGAAGCUGUAGAACAGGCUUCGGGAUGCUCCUUCAACUCUCUGCUCUGCAACCUGUACCGGGACGGGAAGGACAGCAUUGCCUGGCACAGCGACAGCGAGGUCUCGCUCGGACCAGAGCCCGUCAUCGCCUCCCUCAGCCUGGGGGACACCCGCUGCUUCAGUCUGCGGAAGCAGCCCGGCCCGGAGGAAGAUGGGGAUUACACGUAUGUGGAGAGACUCCGGAUCCCACUGCCACAUGGGACUCUGCUCCUCAUGGAAGGUGCCACGCAGGAGGAUUGGCAGCAUCAGGUGGCCAAAGAGUACCACGACCGGGGUCCCCGGAUAAACCUGACCUUUCGCACCAUCUACCCAGAACCGGCCCGGGCCAAACAAACCCAGAGCGAUGGGCAGUGGGGAGGGCAACGGUGACCGGUGGAUGGAUGGGCGGGAAGAUGGGAUGGCAGUCUGGAGGAAGAGGAUUAUUGUCUUUGUGGGGUUGUGGGUGGCUGUGGGAAUGUUGGACAUGAAUAGUGAAGCACAGGCCCCCUGCUCCGCCUGACGCACACAAAACGCUUUUGGCUCCUCUCGAAUCUUCUGGUUUUUGAAUUUUCUGUGCAUUUUUUUUAAAUCUGACCUGAUUUUGUGAGGCGGACCGACCUCCUUCGUGCUGGAUCUUACCGCUCUGCCAGGUGGCACGCAGUGCAUGUCCUUUAGACGUUCAUUCUGGCGCUCUCUGAUUUUGGCUAAAAUUUAAAUGGUGUAAUGGGUGAAAAUGUAAAUGACAUUUGCAGAGAGUAGCAGUGCUACGUGCCUUUAAGACGCCAUAACAAGAGCCUGUGCUUUUAUAACAUUUUUUUUGAAACACAUUUAGUUUCUGUACAAUUUUAAGUUUAUUGCAUUAAUAUAGAUUUGAAAAUAAAUGUGCUGUUGAAAUUAAUAUCAAA
Messenger RNA from Brienomyrus brachyistius, 2007 nucleotides. It is a transcript of the gene alkbh3, whose product is annotated as alkB homolog 3, alpha-ketoglutarate dependent dioxygenase. Bases 614 to 1492 code for a protein of 292 amino acids. NCBI's taxonomy places the organism in Eukaryota, Metazoa, Chordata, Actinopteri, Osteoglossiformes, Mormyridae. Gene Ontology annotation, cellular component: nucleus. Gene Ontology annotation, biological process: DNA alkylation repair; DNA repair. The record is from RefSeq and is a predicted model, not a curated record. The transcript is spliced from 10 exons. Gene Ontology annotation, molecular function: dioxygenase activity.